CCUCUUCCUCCUCCGUGUGCCUGCCCACUGACGCCUCUUCGUGUGCAUCUCCGCUACAUAUUCUUUUUGAAAUUAAAUAUACAUUUUUUAAAAAAGAGAGAAAACACAUUGUUAAAAGCACGGGAUUUUUUUAAUUUAUUUAUUUAUUCAAGGGAGUUGGCCUUUUUUUUUUUUUUUUUUUUUUUUUUUUUUUUGCACGACAAUCAAAGAGGAGCAUCGGUGGAAUUAACAGGCGAACAAGCGGCAGCCGCGACAAAUCCCAAAAUGAGUGAGCUGGAGCAGCUUCGCCAGGAGGCCGAGCAGCUGAGGAACCAGAUUCGAGACGCCAGGAAAGCAUGCGGGGAUUCGACCUUGACGCAGAUAACCGCCGGUCUGGAUCCAGUGGGGCGGAUACAGAUGCGCACAAGACGCACCCUUCGAGGCCACCUCGCGAAGAUCUAUGCCAUGCACUGGGGGUCAGACUCGAGGCUUCUCGUUAGCGCCUCUCAAGACGGCAAACUGAUCGUGUGGGACAGCUACACCACCAACAAGGUACGCCCGGCACACUCACACGGUCGCGACACUCAUCCCGACGUCUUCGGCGAAUUCCCUACAUUAGCGGCAGUCUGCGUUCUCGCCGAGAGUUUUUCCUCGGUGCUCCUCCAAAUGUUCCGUAACUUGUCGCCUGAUACGCGUGAGCUCCGUUUUCAGAUCCACGCCAUCCCCCUGCGCUCCUCCUGGGUGAUGACCUGUGCGUACGCCCCAUCUGGGAACUACGUGGCGUGUGGCGGCCUCGAUAACAUCUGCUCCAUCUACUGCCUGAAAACACGCGAGGGGAACGUCAGGAUCAGCAGGGAACUGCCCGGGCAUACGGGUUACCUGUCAUGUUGCCGUUUCAUCGACGACAAUCAAAUCAUCACGAGUUCAGGAGACACCACCUGCGCGUUGUGGGACAUCGAGACGAGCCAGCAGACCACGGUGUUCUCGGGCCACACGGGCGACGUCAUGAGUCUGUCCCUGGCGCCCGACCUGCGGACCUUUGUGUCGGGGGCCUGCGACGCCUCGGUCAAGCUGUGGGACAUCAGAGACAGCAUGUGUCGACAGACCUUCACCGGACACGAGUCGGAUAUCAACGCCAUCUGCUUCUUCCCCAACGGCAGCGCCUUUGCCACGGGCUCCGACGACGCCACCUGCAGGCUGUUCGACCUGCGCGCCGACCAGGAACUCAGCCUCUAUUGCCAUGACAACAUCAUCUGCGGCAUCACCUCGGUGGCUUUCUCCCGCUCGGGCCGCCUGCUGCUGGCGGGCUACGACGACUUCAACUGCAACAUCUGGGACGCCAUGAAGGGAGACAGAGCAGGGGUCCUCGCCGGCCAUGACAAUCGUGUGAGCUGUCUGGGUGUGACUGAUGAUGGCAUGGCUGUGUCCACCGGGUCCUGGGACAGCUUCCUCAAGAUCUGGAACUAAACACACACACGCACGCACACGCACGCACGCACACUUCUUGGAACCCAAGUUUUCGCACUGUAUGUAAGGUCCAACAAAGUGCAACAACUGUACAUAAGACAUAGUAUGAUGACUUAGUUUACACCAGUCACACAUGCUACCUUCAGCUGACUCACGUGCACACCUGCAGCUGCAAGGCUACUCCCCCCCCCCCCC
Molecule: messenger RNA, 1641 nt
Organism: Phycodurus eques (leafy seadragon)
Lineage: Eukaryota; Metazoa; Chordata; Actinopteri; Syngnathiformes; Syngnathidae
Gene: gnb2
Product: guanine nucleotide binding protein (G protein), beta polypeptide 2
Exons: 9
Coding region: 265-1446 (393 amino acids)
Biological process (GO): G protein-coupled receptor signaling pathway
Cellular component (GO): cytoplasm; heterotrimeric G-protein complex
Molecular function (GO): signaling receptor complex adaptor activity; protein binding
Source: RefSeq, a predicted model, not a curated record